AUGUCAUUGGUACGAUGGUGUGUCAAUCAUGUACCAUCACCUCCACCUAACUAUCAAUUUUCAUUACGACAAAAACUUGAACAAUAUAAAUUUUUUCGAAUGGAAUCAGAACGAUUUGUAUCACGAUAUCUCGAUCUCUACAAUGCAGCUAUUGUUAUUGCUUGUAAAUCAUUCUUCUUUAUCAUUUAUUUCUAUGCUCAUUCUAUUCAUCUGAUUAGUACAUGAAAAUGCUUCUGAUGCAAUGCG
Molecule: messenger RNA, 246 nt
Organism: Rotaria sp. Silwood2
Lineage: Eukaryota; Metazoa; Rotifera; Eurotatoria; Philodinida; Philodinidae
Source: the annotation of a GenBank genome assembly